CUGUCCAUCGAAAUCUGCAAGCCGAAUAUCCAACAACAAACCUUACCGUCAUUGCACGACAUCAGUCCGGCCAUUCGCCAUCGUGUUUCUGUAUCAAUAAAUAUCCUUGUCGACUCUCCCGCUGUGGUAUCGCCGCCGCAUAGGCGCGCCUGUCUGAGAGCUUCGCGGUGACAGUCUACCUGCCGUACACGACAACUCUACCUGUAUAUCUAGACUUUUCCGGAAUAUCAAAUCUGGGCUCCUACAUAAGAGAACGUCGACUGCCUCUACUUCCCGUCAAGAUGCCCAAGAAAACCUUGACGGCUUCCCAAAUGCUGGCCCUUCAGGUGUCCGAGCGCACCAUGUCGUGCAUGUCACUCAUAGGUUCUUUAUUCAUCAUGGGAACCUUUCUCCGAUGGCAUUACUUCCGAAAACCCAUCAACCGGCUGGUCUUCUACGCCUCCUUUGGCAACGUCUUGACUAACGUUGCGACCCUUAUCUCGACGUCGGCCAUUCCUAAGGCCGCACAUCACUUUUCGAACUUGUGCGAGUUCCAGGGCAUCCUCAUUCAAUGGUUCAUGAUGGCAGACUCAAUCUGGGUGUUUUGCAUGGCCUUUAACGUGAUGUUGGUCUUUUUCUUCAAUUACAACUCCCAUCAACUCCGCCUCUUGGAGAAGUGGUAUCUACUCUUCAGCUACGGCCUGCCUUCUCUUCCUGCGCUCGUUUAUGUCGUGUUGGAUCACUCAAGACCUCAACGAAUCAUUGGUCCAGCUACAAUCUGGUGCUGGGUAUCCAAAGACUUUGAUUGGAUGCGUAUAGCUUUCUUCUAUGGUCCUGUGUGGAUCUUCAUCAUCUGCACAAUGAUGAUCUAUAUUGUCACCGGUCGCAAAAUUUUCAUGAAGCGUGCACAGCUCCGGUCUUUCUCUCGACAAGCCGGCGAUGCACCCCCUAUCCUUACGAAUCCUUUCACAGCAGCCAACAUCAACAAUAUUGAACGCAAAACUGAAGUCCAAGUCGUUACCGAGACUAUUGACUCUGACUGCACGUUUGUGCCACCCACAGGCGGGACUCCAUCCCGCGAUUCUUUCUCGAGCACUAGAAACCUUUCGGUAAAUGUCCAAAUGCCAGCACCAACUGCAGGAGCAUCGUCUCGCUUCUCUCGAGUUAACUGGGGUCACUCUCCUCGAGCCUUAGUAGAGGUACAGCAGCCCCAGGAACAGAUACCAAACAGCACAUAUACGGUGACCGUCAGCGCGGACAAUCAAGUCACGGACGAGGAGCUGGGCGCACCACAGGCAAUAUCUACCAGCCAAGCACCCCCACAUAUACGCCGUACUGUGGCUAUGGAAGGCAACACUGCAGCAUGGGGCUACUUCAAGGUCGCCUUCCUCAUGUUCGCAGCCCUGUUCAUCGUCUGGGUACCCUCAACGAUCAACCGAGUUCAGCAGUUCGUGGAUAAAGACCAUGCCAUCUUUGGACUCAAUCUAGCUUCUGCGCUAGUUCUUCCCUUGCAAGGCUUCUGGAAUGCCAUGGUCUACAUGUCGACGACCUGGCCUGAGUGCAAACGUGCUAUCGCAGAAGUCAUGGAUCGUUCUCGCAGUGCUCGACACUCUGAACCACGACCAGCCCCACGGCGAAAAGAGAGCGAACGUUCGCUUACUACCAAAGAGCACCAAUAUUUCGAAGGCGAGAUUCCCCUCAGCGAAAUGCUGAACGACGGCCCACCAACACCAGGCCUUUACACUCGCGCAUCCAGCACCGAGACCAUGAAAGCUUCAUUGAGCUCUCAACACGAGAAGCGGUAGCUUAGGUGUGUUCGGUAUUGUUGUCCUGCAUUCUUGUACAACCAGGAGCAUUGCAGGUCGUACUUCAGGCCCAAUUCUUACAUUACACUUCUAUCGAAACUGGUUAGAUAUUAUCUCGGUCUGCCAGACUCUGCAUUCACGACGGUCACUCGUGAUGCAGAUUUGCGAGGACAAACACCAACGGCUAUCAGCCGCCAGUUUC
Lindgomyces ingoldianus is the source of this 1986-nucleotide messenger RNA. RefSeq lists its product as uncharacterized. The coding region runs from base 282 to 1784 and encodes 500 amino acids. The record is from RefSeq and is a predicted model, not a curated record. The transcript has 4 exons. Gene Ontology annotation, cellular component: plasma membrane. NCBI's taxonomy places the organism in Eukaryota, Fungi, Ascomycota, Dothideomycetes, Pleosporales, Lindgomycetaceae. Gene Ontology annotation, biological process: cell surface receptor signaling pathway; adenylate cyclase-activating G protein-coupled receptor signaling pathway. Gene Ontology annotation, molecular function: G protein-coupled receptor activity.